AUGGCUGGAUCUACAGGGCACCCCGACCUGUACCCUAUUGUUGCAGUUCCCAGUGGCGCAGAACGUGUAGCUGUAGCUGGGUCGCCAAUAGGGGAUGUGUGGCUGUGCUGUGCAGCGCGUCUGGGAGCUGCAGCUUGGGAGUACGACGACAAUUGGUGCGAAUGCCCUGGCUGCGAAGAUGAGCCUCGCUUCUCACCCGACACCUGCAAGUCCCCAGAACCAGCUUUUUGCGGGGAUUGGGCACUUUGCACCCGGGAGUUCAUCGAUGAGCGCAACUGCUUCCAAUACGACCAACCGGGAAGGCCGAUGUUCUCCUGCUUUAGCAAUGGCUGGCAGCUACCCCUCACCUUUGCCGACGAUGGCUAUUGCGAUUGCCCUUACUGCGAGGACGAAUCGGACCAGACUUGCUUAUCCUGCGGCUAUUGCCCAACGAAUGUCUGCGGAGACUACGGCCACUGCUCGCUGGGUCAGUCGGGGAAAUACGGCUGGUACGUGCCGCUGUGGGCCAAGAGCGAGUACGUGAACGUCCUGGAAAACCUUGCUAGGGGUGACACGCGAAUUCCGGUGGAAGAUGUGAGUGGUUUCCGUGUCGGAGACACUGUCAUGAUAUCCGAUUCGCUCGACAGCGAGGAACACACUGUGACAGAUAUCGAACUUUCUGCGAACAGCACUACCGCAGACAACACCACCGGCAGUAUUUCCUCGCUUGAACUGACUCACUCCGUGGCCGAAGGGGCAGUUUCACCUGGUGCAAUCUUCAUCGACUCGCCUCUGUUGUUCCCGUACAUCCUGCGAGCCUCUAUACGAGUCCAAAGAACUGGAUCCAUCAACACCACAACUGGCAGCAAUGACACUGCUCCCAGCAACACCACAGCUGACAGCAACGACACGGUUGGCAGCAAUGACACAAAUCCCAGCAAUACCACGGCUGACAGCAACGACACUACAUCCACCAACGCCACAGCUGACAGCAACGACACGGUUGGCAGCAAUGACACAAAUCCCAGCAAUACCACGGCUGACAGCAACGACACCACAUCCACCAAUGCCACAGCUGACAGCAACGACACGGUUGGCAGCAAUGACACAAAUCCCAGCAAUACCACGGCUGACAGCAACGACACCACAUCCACCAACGCCACAGCUGACAGCAACGACACGGUUGGCAGCAAUGACACAAAUCCCAGCAAUACCACGGCUGACAGCAACGACACUACAUCCACCAACGCCACAGCUGACAGCAACGACACGGUUGGCAGCAAUGACACAAAUCCCAGCAAUACCACGGCUGACAGCAACGACACCACAUCCACCAAUGCCACAGCUGACAGCAACGACACGGUUGGCAGCAAUGACACAAAUCCCAGCAAUACCACGGCUGACAGCAACGACACUACAUCCACCAACGCCACAGCUGACAGCAACGACACGGUUGGCAGCAAUGACACAAAUCCCAGCAAUACCACGGCUGACAGCAACGACACCACAUCCACCAAUGCCACAGCUGACAGCAACGACACGGUUGGCAGCAAUGACACAAAUCCCAGCAAUACCACGGCUGACAGCAACGACACCACAUCCACCAAUGCCACAGCUGACAGCAACGACACGGUUGGCAGCAAUGACACAACUCCCAGCAACGCCACAGCUGACAGCAACGACACUACAUCCACCACCUCCACAACAACUCCCAGCAAUGUCACAGCUGACAGCAACGACACUACAUCCACCAACUCCACAGCUGACAGCAACGACAGUACUUCCACCAACAUCACCGCCGACAGCAAUGACACUGCUUCCACCAACACAUCUGGCAGUUCCAACAGCACCAUCGGCACGACUCAGUCUUCAGGCCUGUCGGACAAUGUCCCUGCGGGAUCCACCGUGAUUCCUGUGGAAGACAUCAGCCCCUUUGAGAUCGGGGACGUGAUCCUCAUUGCAGACAUCAGUGCAAGUGAGAGUAAAGUAGUGGUCAGCAUCUCUUCCGGAACAAGCCUGUUCCUCGAAGAGGAGUCGGAGUCUGGCAUCCAAGCCGUCCCGGGCACACUCACAGUGGAUUCGCCGCUGGCAAACGGGUUCCUGGGCAGUGGCAGCGUCACCGUCGUGUCCAGAAGCAGCACAACCUUUCCGCCGGCGAGCGCCUAUCCCACAGGCUCCCGGCGAGGCGAGGCAUGGCGAGGAGCUUGGGGCAAGCGCCGGCAUAGACACCGUCGCUUCAGAAGAUGGAGGCAUGGACAAGGAAAGAGGUGGUCACGACAUCGACGACAUGAAUCCUCUAAAUACUCCAUGGUGGAAGCUGUGAAGACAAACAGGCUCCAGCGCAGCGCUCACAGCGAGGGCUUGAGCUGGGCCAGCUGGGAGCUGAAGCAGCAGCUCUUGGCCAAGGCCCGCUUGGAAGCCGGCGUCGGUCACUCGGUGCUGCGGGGCCUUCACGCCGUGGACGACGCUGGGAGAGACUCCAGGCUUCUCCAGCGGAAAGGGCGAGCUGAGGGCAGGAACGGCGCUCCGCCGCCUCCACCGCCUCCGCCUCCCAGCAGCCUGAGCCGGCCAUCCCGGCGCUGGGAGAGGGAGCGGUUGGAGGCGCAAAGCCGUAGCGCCAAAACCGAUCAGCAGUCCGCUGCUUGGGCCGGCGUCUCCGCCGGAGCCAAACCGCCGGCAGAAGGAGCGAGGACGGCGACGGCGACCCGGCAAGAAGGACGGGCGCUGCUCUCCCGAAGCUCUGUACGAAGUUCUUCGGUUUCCUCGGUCAAGUUCAAGAAGGUCAGCAAGUGGGCCAAAGACACGCAAAAGUUUGUGGAGCAGACCGGCAAAGCCCUUCAAGGCACCAUUAGCGAUGUCGGAGCAGUUGUGGCGAGCACCGCAGAUACCGUCGUCGAGAAGGUCAAGGACGCAGCUGAGAGUUCCGCCAGCGCUGCUCAAAAUUCGGCCUUGCAAGCGCGCAGCCACCUGGACGGCGCCGCUGCUUGGGCAGCCGGCGGCGUGAGCUUGGCGGUGAAGUGGGGAAUCCAGGAGGGGGCCGAUCUGAGGGCUUGGACGGAAGAUUUAGCGGAAGAUGCCGCGCUUUGGACAGAGGGAACUGCCGCGGACCUUGCGGAUCUGGCCACAGAAGGAUCUCAACUAGCAAUGGAAGCGGCCGAAACCGCAGGGAAGUUCUUCAUGGACCAGUUCCAGAAUGGCCGGGAAUUGGUGUUGGCCGUUUGGCGCGAGAUCCAGGACAUCAUACUGCCUUACAACGGCAUCGGGCCGAAUAUUUGCGGCAAUCAGUUUCCCGCGCUCGUCUUCCAGGGGAUCGAUUCGGGCUGUUUUGACCAGGCCAAAGACAUGCUGAAGGACGUCGAUGCGUUUGUGCGCGACGAUGCGAUGCGCCUGGUGGCAGCCAUGAGCGACAAUUUGGCCAACAUGUUCACCGACGAGGACAUGUGGCAAGCAAUUCUUGGCGUUAUCGGUCUAAACGACAUCAAGAGUAUUUCUUCCAGUCUUUUGAACCCGGGCACCCUGCCGGUCUUGAAAGCCAUAGAACUCGCGGACAAGAUUCAGAAGGUGAUGGUGACGUACGCGAAGCGCCACUUGGAGGCUAUUGCGAAGGACAUCGAGGUCUUCUUCGAGGGAGUGCUGAGGCUGCUCGGCGGUCUGGUGGAUAAGUUCGAGAAGCUCAUCUCGGACGUUUUCGCAAUCCAAGGUUUCAAGGGGAAGACGUGGUACAUGUCACUCUGCAGCGAGGGCUUCCUAGACAAGUACUUCGUGGGUGUUUGUCAGAUUUAUCCCAUCACGUUCGACGAAGAUGCUCUCAAUCAAAGGCGGGUCUUCGAACUUAGCUGGGGGCGUGAGAUCCCAAUGAGCCUUAACGCGAAAACGGGCGAGGCGACCAAGCAGGAUCGUCGGAUCGCCAAAGGUUUCGGUGGCGGCUUUAAGUUUGGGCCCAUCGUUACCAACGACUGGAAAUCACUGAUGGGGAAAGCUGAAACCCUGGGAUUGGCCGCCACCUUCCCGGGCUUCAAGGCGCGAGAGACCUCCAUGGAAGUUUCCAUUACCGCAUCCUCAACGGACGACCCGGAUGAACGCGAGACCUUGACAGUCGACUUCUACACUGGAGCAACCACCGACGAAGGGAGCUUCUCACUGGCCGUCUUCUACGCCAAAGCCAUUGGGUUCGGGAUCGAUGUCGGCGAGUUCUUGAAAAAGAACGCCGGGAAGGCUGUCAAGACAUACAAGAAGCCUGACGAUGACCUGUUGAACGGGAUGCCUCCGGAGCAACGCAGCCGGAACAGCACGAGGCGCUCGCAGGUACCUCUCCUUGCGGACCCCCGCCGCAGCGCGAGCUACUCCCAGGAAAUGGCCAUGAUGGGACGGCGGGAUUUGGCAGAUCGGAAUCGGAUGACGACAGACCUGGACGCCUCGAUUUUCCCAAAGAUCCCGGUUUAUGAGAAUCCGUAUGUGGCGCCAAGUUCGGCCAGCCAGGUCCCGGCCAUUUCCAUUGCUUUCGACGCAGAGUUGGAUACGCCGGUGGCGGUGGAUCCGCUUCAGGUCUGGCGGGACAGGAAGACCUUCUAUGUCACAUCUGCUUCUCCUCUUGCAGAGCCUAUGGACUUGCCGAUGAAGCGGAGCUGGGGCGUCUUCGCAGGUGCUGACUGCCCGCCCGGCACGGCCGUCACAUCGUACGAGGAGUGCUACCAGGCCAACGAGUUCUUGCGGGAUUCCAAUGGACGCUCGGGAAGCCAAGAGCUGCUGCUGAGCACGACGAAAGAGUACGGCGACUUUGGGAAGCAAGUGCCCUUUGGCUGCUCGAUCCAGCGCACGCAAGAAGCCUUCGCGCACUGGAAUACAGAAGUCUUUACCGACAGCAAACGAGCCAUCCUCGACGAGUUUCGCAUGGUUUGCAGGAGGUCCUUCUAUGUGGGAGAAGGAGCUCAGAGGCGAUGCCUUGGAGGCAGCCAAAUCCUGGAGAAGGAGAGCUGUGUGCAUGCCUAUAUGCAGCUCCAGAACACUUUCCCGCGGCCGUUGAAGCCACCGCAAAACUACCUUGCUGAAGCUCAGGCGCCUAAUUAUCUUGAUGUACCUCCUGGCUGCACCGUCCGAUGGGAGACGAGCAGCCGCUACAGGGACCUUUAUUGGUAUCCGGGCGGCAAACCACCAGCCCAAAAUUUGGUUUCCUGCAGUCAGGAGCAGUAUUGCAUCUCAUCGGGAUGGGGAGGAGGAUAUGACUGUUUCUCUGGGCCGAUGGAGUAUGCAAGCAGCUGCGACCAGUGCCCUAUGGAGUCGAGCCGACGCCGCCCCUACCCUUGCAGCGGGUACGACUGCAAGAGGCGGCACGGACAGUGCGUGCCGAAGGAUUGGGAUGGACCCGACACCACACGCCACCUUUGCAAGAAGCAGGGUUUCUGGACCGAAAGGGAAGGCGCUCGCACAUGCCCGUAUGGCUCCAUCAUCAAGACCUUUGAGGAGUGCCGAAAUGCAUACGAAGCUUUGAAAGACCGUUUUCAAGACUUCCCUGCUGGAGGCCUGAGAAGAGCUACUUCAAGUGAACGAAACGAAUAUCCUCCUGGAUGCUCCAUUGAGACGUACACAUACAACACGCCGGUCUUCAACGAGAACUUCAAGUCGCCCGGCACACGGGCACUGCUGCCAAAGACGGGCAGCAACAUCCCGGCAGUUCCUGUGUGCAAGCAGCCGAACUGGUGGGUUGGGGAGGAGCAGGGCAGGUGCCCGACAGGCACUCAAAUCUUCGACGCUGUCGAGUGCAAGAGGGCCCACCAGGCACUGCGGAUCGAGUUUAGCGGGUUCGCCACGAAGUCCUUUCAGAAGGUCAGCGUCACCCACAUGCCGCAAGGAUGCGCUGUGCAGAAGAACAGCAAGGACCCCAUCCCCUAUUUCAACUCGAACGCCAACAACAUACCGGCAGGUGGUUGGUAUCCUAUUUGCAGGCCCGCACGCUAUUACGUGGCACCCUUUGGGGAGACGAGGUGCCCCGUGGGCCACGAGAUCCGCACUGCAGAAGAGUGCCUGCGCGCUCACAACGCGAUGAGGGCCGAGAUCACGAGGACUGUCGGCUUCUGGCGCAGCGAAGGCUUGCUGGCCGGGUAUUGGCAGAACAACCCGGCUUGGUGCAGCACCGGGGCAGGACCAGACACCAGCCUGUAUUUCAACUGCCGGAUGUCGGCAGACGGCCUGAGCACAGUCGACACACUUCCCUACGAGCCGAACCCCAGGCACAAGCCGCUGUGCAAGGUCCGUGUGGAAAGCGAGCCGCAAGAGACAAACAGUUGCGUUGUGCCCGACACUGGCCCAACGUACAGGAUGCUGCUGUGGAGGCCCGGAUGGAGUAAUGAUCGACGGUGGUGCGUCAAGCCCACAGUGACCUUCAACCCAGCAGCGGUGGAAUGGGGAGUCCAAGACGUGGUGGUGACCUGUUGCGAUCCGCAGCAAACCCCCGUGUGGUACUUUCCCACUCGUGCGCCGGGCGACUGCAUCCGAGGGAGGACUUGGACUGAGGCAAAGUACUAUUGCGAGUCCAUCGGCGAGCGGCUUUGCAAUGAAGAUGAGGCACCCGACACAUACACCAUUUGGAGCAAGUGCAACAGGAGCCACGAUGCGACUUGGCUGAGCCACCAAUGCUAA
Molecule: messenger RNA, 6615 nt
Organism: Symbiodinium sp. CCMP2592
Lineage: Eukaryota; Dinophyceae; Suessiales; Symbiodiniaceae
Source: the annotation of a GenBank genome assembly